AUGGUGUGGUGGCACGCAACACUCUCCCUAAGUGUUGCGGGGGCGGCCUACGCGCUUUGGCUCGCUAUAUAUCGGCUAUGGCUUUCACCUAUUGCUCACUUCCCGGGACCCAAAUUGGCCGCCCUCACAAUGUGGUAUGAAUUUUACUACGAUUCGUUCCUAGAAGGUCAAUACACCUUUCGAAUCGCCGAGAUGCAUCGGAAAUAUGGCCCAAUCGUGCGAAUCAGCCCUUACGAGCUACACAUUGACGAUCCUGAAUAUUAUGAAACACUGUACUCUCGAGAUGCCCCGCGAAAUAAGUCAUUGCAUUUGACAGGGAUGUUUGGGGCACCGGCUUCCGCAUUCGGCUCAGUCGACUAUCGGUCUCAUCGGAUACGGCGUCAACCAAUGAAUCCAUUCUUUUCCCAGCAACGAAUCCGACGUCUGGAGCCAAUGCUUCGGGGCAUGGUUGACAAAUUAUGCAAUGGUAUGCGCGCUUGGAAGGAUAGACAUGCUCCACUACAUGUGUACCAUGCGUUUAAUGCUUUCACCACAGACGUAGUCGUGGAAUACACUAUGGGAGAGUCAUUUCACUAUCUUGAUGACCCUGAUUUCAGCCCACAAUGGUCCAAAACAAUCCAGGCCAUCGUGCAUGCAGGCAUUCAAUUCAAACAAUUUCGCUGGAUGAUAAGUCUGUUCGAGCUACUCCCACGAUGGCUCGUCGUUAGCAUCAACCCCGACAUCGGGCCGGUUAUCGACCAGAAAAUUGAAAGUAUGCGCCUAGCUAGCUUGGUCAUUGACAGCCAAACCUCCGACAGCAUUUUCAAAGGCGAUAGAGCAAGUGUGCCCAAAGGCACAUUAUUUCAUGCUUUUCUGGAAAGCACGCUCCCACCAGAAGAGAAAGCAGCUGAUCGCUUAAGCCAAGAGGUUUUCACUGUUGUUGUGGCUGGUGGAGAAACGACUGCCAAGAAUUUGGCCACCAUCACCUUCCACCUCCUGAAUAAUCCUAAAAAGCUUCAGAAACUACGCGAGGAACUAAAUCGCCUGGAUCCCGAUGGGACGGCGUCCUUGGUGGAAUAUGAGUCAAUGCCUUACCUGACUUCUGUUAUGCUAGAGGGCCUCAGGAUCACAAACGCUGUUGCAACGCGGCUUCAACGUAGCUCGCCAGAUCUGCCUAUGAGUUAUAAAGAUUGGGUCAUUCCUCCUGGGGUGCCGGUCGGUAUGACGAGCUUAUUUAUACACCAUAACGAAGACAUUUUCCCUGAUUCGCAAAGAUUUGUCCCUGAAAGAUGGAUGGAUCCAACGCAAAGGAAACAUCUCGAAAAGUACCUGGUCGCCUUUAGCAAAGGGUCGAGGCAGUGCAUCGGCAUUCCUCUCGCGAAGGCUGAAAUACUUUUGGCAGUCGCCACAAUUUUCAGAGAAUUUGAGAUGGAGCUGUACAAAACUACAAUUGAUGAUGUCCGUAUUGCGCGUGAUAUGUUCAACGGCCAUCCGAGAAAAGGGAGCUCAGGCGUUCGCGUCAUGAUUAAGGAGUGGAAUGGACGCCCAAGUUCGAGCAAGAACUCCCCCGUUCCAUGA
Messenger RNA from Penicillium samsonianum, 1557 nucleotides. Its product is annotated as cytochrome P450. The record is from RefSeq and is a predicted model, not a curated record. The coding region runs from base 1 to 1557 and encodes 518 amino acids. Gene Ontology annotation, molecular function: oxidoreductase activity, acting on paired donors, with incorporation or reduction of molecular oxygen; heme binding; monooxygenase activity. The transcript is spliced from 5 exons. Lineage: Eukaryota; Fungi; Ascomycota; Eurotiomycetes; Eurotiales; Aspergillaceae.